This is a messenger RNA of Salvia splendens (bonfire salvia), 1238 nucleotides long. RefSeq names its product glyceraldehyde-3-phosphate dehydrogenase, cytosolic. The record is from RefSeq and is a predicted model, not a curated record. Gene Ontology annotation, molecular function: glyceraldehyde-3-phosphate dehydrogenase (NAD+) (phosphorylating) activity; NAD binding; NADP binding. The transcript has 11 exons. Lineage: Eukaryota; Viridiplantae; Streptophyta; Magnoliopsida; Lamiales; Lamiaceae. Gene Ontology annotation, biological process: glycolytic process; glucose metabolic process. The coding region runs from base 22 to 1035 and encodes 337 amino acids. Gene Ontology annotation, cellular component: cytosol.
UUCUCUCUAUUUUUCUUCAUCAUGGCGAAGAUCAAGAUCGGGAUUAAUGGAUUCGGAAGAAUCGGGCGUCUGGUCGCCAGAGUUGCCCUGUUGAGUGAUGAUGUUGAGCUUGUUGCUGUUAAUGAUCCAUUCAUCAUCACUGAUUACAUGACAUAUAUGUUCAAAUACGACAGUGUUCACGGUCCGUGGAAGAAGCACGAGCUGAAGGUUAAGGAUUCCACGACCUUGCUCUUUGGCGACAGGCCGGUGACUGUAUUUGGCAUGAGGAACCCCGAGGAAAUCCCAUGGGGCCAGGCCGGAGCUGAUUAUGUGGUCGAGUCGACUGGAGUUUUCACUGACACAAACAAGGCAUCAGCACAUCUCAAGGGAGGUGCGAAAAAGGUUAUAAUUUCUGCCCCGAGCGCGGAUGCGCCCAUGUUUGUUGUUGGUGUGAAUGAGAAGGAUUAUAAGAAGGACAUCAAUAUCGUUUCGAAUGCUAGUUGCACUACCAACUGUCUAGCCCCGUUGGCCAAGGUUAUCAAUGACAAGUUUGGUAUUGUUGAGGGGCUGAUGACGACUGUGCACUCCAUGACCGCAACACAGAAGACGGUGGAUGGUCCUUCGAUGAAGGACUGGAGAGGUGGAAGAGCGGCUUCGUUUAACAUCAUUCCUAGCAGCACUGGUGCUGCUAAGGCUGUAGGGAAAGUACUUCCUGCACUGAAUGGAAAGCUUACUGGAAUGGCUUUCCGUGUCCCAACCGUUGAUGUCUCAGUCGUUGAUCUCACUGCUAGGCUCGAAAAGGCAGCCUCGUACGAUGAGAUCAAGGCUGUGAUCAAGCAAGAAUCAGAGGGUAAAAUGAAGGGGAUUUUGGGAUACACAGAAGACGAUGUCGUUUCAACCGACUUCAUUGGUGACAGCAGGUCUAGCAUCUUCGAUGCCAAGGCUGGAAUUGCGCUGAAUGGGAACUUCGUUAAGGUUGUCUCUUGGUACGACAACGAAUGGGGCUACAGCAACCGCGUUGUGGACUUGAUCCGACACAUGGCGUCUGUCGCUUGACCUGGUUAUGUUGCCUUGCACGAGCGUAAUAAUUUCGUCGGCAUCACAUGCUAAUCUAUCUCAGUUUCCAAAAUUGGUUAGGUAGUUGGAAAUAAUUUAAAUGUUGUGAUGAGGAUAAGUUUUUUCUCAUGGAUUUCAUCAUGCUUAUAUAGUAGUAGGUAUUAGUGUUGCCAAAUUUUGUUGCAAUGGAAUCAUUUCCUCUA